UUAAACAAGUAAACCCCAAAAUAUGUCAGUUUUACUAAUUAUAGUCCACUUGAAUACAAAAGCCUAGAAAACUCUUCUCAAACAAAAUAAAGAACAUUUAAAUAUAUUAAAUAAAGCAAGUUAUUUCACUUUCCUCACUUUUUCUGAGCGUCCCUUUAAAGCCUCUCCUGGAGGGUGGUCUGCUUCAGGAAAUGAUUUAGCACUGUGGCCUGACAUGCCAUAAGAAAUAGUUCAGGGACCUCUGGCGAGUGCCUUGUGAUGCAACGCAUAGCAUGGGGAUCCGGCGUCGAGAGGGAAUGUGAUCUCUGGAGACGAUGUGACCUUGGCAACAUUUGGCGCUAUGAAACAUUUAGGAGGUCUCUGCUAGAUUUUGCGAGGAGUUCCAAGUCAGUGUUCUGGUUUCACAUUUGUUCCAAUGGUGCAGAUGUUACCAGUUGGAAGUAUUAUAACUGAAGGAGCCCAGAAGACAAAAGAGAACUUAGCAGAGUCUCAUGUGAAGACAACCGACGAGAUCAUGUCGGACGGGGAGAUUUUAAAAGCAGAGAUUGUCUAUAUCAAGGAUUCGGUGGAGGGAGGGGGAGCAGGAAUCCAAACGAAGAAAAAUGUUGAGCUGCAGCCUGUGUUGGACCAUGUGAGCCUCUCCCAAACCUCCAUGUCACUCGGUGGCCAGUCUGAAAAUACACCCAAACACAGCGGCACUGCCUCCAUGGAAACAACUGCUAGUAAACCCAGGGGCCUUUCCUGGCUGUGGGGUCAUGAUUCCUCUGGAUGUGUUGAGGUUAGCUCGGGUUUCUCUACCGAUAAGCUGUCUGGCUUGCAUCACAGAACGGCGAGCCCCACAUACUCGGCACACGUGUUCCCCACGCCAGCUUCAUCCAGAGAAUCCAUCCUGUCAGACAGCUGGGAUAAAGACAAGAACUGGCUUUCCUCUCUAGCCUCUCCUGGCUCUUUGAGCCGCACUGUUUCCCCCUGUUCCUCAGUCCGCUCUGGCAUCUUCUCCCCCGCUGUGGUUCAAAUCCGAAAGCACAACCUUGCCCCAGGCUCCAGUCUGGUUCACCUCCCUCAGUCCUGUUUCUCCUCCUGCGACAGCCUAGCUUCUUCUGUCUGUCCACAGUCCCCUCCUCCCCGGCACCGUCCUCCUCUCACCAGACUCUCCCUCCUGACAGCCAUCCUGAGGAAAGGCCGUCUGCCGGUGCUGUCUGCUUCCCUGCAGAGGCCUUACACCCCCUGCUGGCCUGUUAACCCCGUGACCCUUACUUUCUGCAACGCAUGCUCAGCAGCUUCCAGCGUUGCCUCUAUUCCCUUGGAGUUUUCGUCUCUCUUCUCCUCAUCGGCGUCCAUAGAUAGUCAAACUUGUGCUCACAGUGAGCCCAAUAGGCCUCCUACUGCCCCCCCACCUGAGCUGCCUAAUGAGCACAGUAGGCCUCACACGCCAAAUAAAAGAUGCACGGACCCGAUUCGGCGAAGUGGUGUGCCAAGAUGGGAGAGGGUUAUUUCACCUUCGCCUCCGAAAAGCACACCACUGCCCAUAGAACCUCCACAACGCACAUGCUCAAAACUCAGGACUGCAACACUGCAGCAGUCUUACGUGCUAAAGUCUCCUGAGCUAAAGGCCAGCUUUCCUCACAUGUAUCUCAGGAGCAAAAAAGACACAAACCUUGAAAAAUCAAUCACUCCUCCUACAGCUUUACAUCAACCAGCAAAACUUCAGAGCAGACAGCCAAAUUCCUCUCUGUCAAAGCUUCGCUGGCUUUCUGAACAACUGCGAUCCCCUCCGCCAUAUCCCUCCCUGUCCUCUCCAUCACAUUCCCGCUCAGCCAGCUCCGCCGUAUCACCUCUCCCUCCUUUCUCGACAGGGAGGUGCAACUCACCACAAGGUUUCUCCAAAGCGUACAAUCUGACGCCUUCCCGCUAUACACCCAUCGCUUUUUCCGGCUGGCCCUCGCCCAUCAGCUCUCCCACGCCUACGCCCUCUCCUACCGCACUGUUUCGAGAGCUCACGCCAUCCCCUUCCUUCUUCCUUUGCUCCACGCCGUCCCCAAGACCGGGGAGUGGAAUAUCAGACUGCAGUGACAGGGAGGGUAAAAAAAGAAAGCCUCACAAGAUUAAGUCGAGCUACAAAUCCCUCGCUGCAAUUCCCACAAACACCCUUCUUUUGGAUCAGCAGGUCAUAGAUGAACAAGUGGAAAGAGAGGACAACUUGCAAAGAGUCACCACGAGUGACAGGGGUGAUGAAGACACCCAUGCUGAGAUGUGCUCGCCUGCUCAGCUCCGGCAGCAGUCUGAGGAGCUGUAUGCAGCCAUUGACGAGAUAUUGUCAAAUCCCACUCCACCAAGCAAAACAUCUUCCAAGAUAUUGACUACCAACGUUUUGCAGAACAUGUCAUCCAAAUCCUUGGGACGUGAAACCAAAUAUGCAUCUUUAAAUAGCUUGCAGCCAUCUGACAAAAGAAAGCUGAUGGACUCUCAAAAGACAAAGCCUGGGGUUAUUCGCCCCGUGACGGCCAUUCUAAGACUGUCAGCGAGAGAUGGAGAAGAAUACCAACACAAUCCCUUCCGAGAAACAGCGGGCAACCAAAGUUUAACAGGCUUCAACAAGUCAUGCAAGGUGGAACGUGUGAAAGAUACAGGGGAAAAUGGACGCGCAAGUAAAAGAAGUCAAAUGCUGCGAGAGGAGAGGACAUCUGAGAGAAGAAGUCCAUUCUCUGCGUGUGAUUUGCACAUCAUUGAGCCAGAUCAGUGUCUUUGAGGAUGAUGUUUUCAUCUCCCUCUGCUAGGGAGCUUGUCAACACUAACAUCAAUCAACUGUUUAUGCCCCACAAGACCUGCAGAUAUUAAUUUGCCGACAUGAAUUAGAAAAUAAGACAAGAAACUACUAAAACAUGUAGCUGAGCUGCAGAGCGGUGUUUUGUCCUCAGUAAUGCUGCAAACUUUCAUAAAUUACGUUUAAAAUUGCUCAGAAUUGCUUGGCUUUCUGCCCUCUGCUUGACGUGGGUUGUCAGCGCCUACAGCAAGGUGAGUAACAAGCUGUUAAUUAAUGAAUCUGGAAAAUUUGCAAUUUUUUAGCAUAAGUUUGAAAUCUCUCUCAUUGGCAGGAGUGCAGGGUUACCUUUUUGGCUCAUUGUAGUAUUGUAGCAGUAAUAAUAGGUUUUGAUUCAUUUCUAAAUGUGUUGGAAAACUUUAAAGUGCUCAUGAUACCAAAACACAUCUUGUUAUUUUCGCAGUUAAAAUUAACAUUAACAUUCUGGUUCAGAAAAUAAUGUCUUGUUGGCACUAGGCCUGCGACAAUAAUAAAUUAAUUAAUUAAUCACACAAUAAUGAAAAUAAGCAAUUUUACCGGCCUCGAUAUAUUGCCAUGUGAAUGUGUGUCUGUUUUCCUCGUCUCUUGCCUCCAAACAGACAGGAAGAGGGUUUGGCGCGUUUGUUUCAUAGAAGAACGGCGUGAACGGAGUGAGCUCAUUUGUCAGUCAUACAGUCUUUUUGUCUCGGUGGGUGUAGGCGGGGCCGCUAGCAUACACAAUGAAUGCAGAAGAGUGUAAAGUAGUAUAAAUUCAAUUAGUAGACUGCAGUACAUUGUCAUAUUUUUUGAAAAUCUAUUUUUUCAUUGUACUUAAAAGUAGUUUUUUUUAAAUCUCGUCUCAAUCUCGUAGACCCAAUCCCAUGUAUCGUCUCGUCUCGAGUGUCUCGUGUCACCCCUAGUUAUUGUUGUGAACAUGUCACUUUCUUCCUGUGCGUUUAUAGCUGUGUUUGCACCUGGUUGCCGGUGCCACCUGGAAGUGUUCUCAAUGUGAAUUGCUAGCAAAACAUGGAUCCCUCUCACUCGUCUUGCAGUUGAUCUGUCAGUUACAUUAAAUGCUUAUUCAUAAGUGCAUAAAUGCAUAUAUACAAUAUAAGUAUUCAUUUUUUACUAAAUCUAUUCUAUGAAUCUUAGAAUAAUAGUAUGGGGUUUUAAGCCAGGGCUAAAUAAGCAUCCACUGCUGCUCACUGGUCUUUUAUUUUGCAGUGUGCCUAGAACUGUCAAUGUCACGCACAGUCAAAAGAAACAUACUUGUGGCCAUUUUUUUGUGUGUUAUACACAUCGCAACAUGGUAUCAGUGAAUGUUAUUGUGUUAUUCUUGUGGAUAUGCCACUUUCUUGGCUUUGCUGUUAGUUCAUGGCUGCAUGUGUUUGAAUGUGGUUCCUGGAACAUGUUCUGGUUGUGACGUCACAGCCAAAAUAGCUUCGGUUCAGAAAACUCACUAAGAGGGUGUGUCAGAAUGGUGUCAAAAUCAAUCCUUCAUUUCAGUGUUUAUUUAUCUGAGAGGAGCAUCACAAAAAUGUUUUAGUGAGUACUUUCAUUUCGUUAUUGUUUAGUUCAAACCUUUUUUGAUGUCAUGAGCACUUUUAUGUGGCCAAAAAGCUUGUCGUCUUCUUCUGUUGCUGACUGAUGACAGAUGACUGAAUGACUGACUGUCCUAUAUUCAAGAAAAGAAAGUUUUCUUUGGUAACAAGAUAUGGUAAUUUGGAAAAGAUUUGCACGGCUGCUGAAGUAAAAGCAAAAGAUGUUCAGUCUACAGUCUGUGUUUGGCUUUUUUGUGGCUGCUCAUCACACUGAUUGGGUUUCCCCUAGGAUUUUUUGAAGCUGUGGUGGUGGGCGUUUUUUUUUUUUUUUUUAGAACAAAUAGCAAUUUUUACGACUUAUUCAUUUAAUAACUUAUUUAACUUUUUUGAACAACGAGCAGAACAUGAACCAAGAACAUUACAAAACUGUUAAUUUAAUGGCAAAGUUGCUGAGAGCAGUGCCAACAUUUAAAUGGCACUUUAUUUACAAAGCACAUCUCCACUCAGUGUGUUCAUUUGUCAUUAAAUACAGGUGUCAUGUUUGAAUAGAACACUUCUAAAAACACUAAGAGGAGAAGCAAAUAUUCUUUGGUGAACUACUCAACAUCAGCCGGUGAGUGACUGCUAGCAUAGGAGCAACCUGUUGGAGACCCCUGUGGUGGAUUUGAGGAUAAGCGGCAUAGAAGAUGGAUGGAUGGAAAUGGAUUUGGCUGUCAAAACAAGGAAACAUGGCUGCUUCGCGUAGGACUACUACCAUUGAAGGAAACAGCUCACCGAAAGAGAGAGAGGCGACGUUUUAACGAAAUUAGGACGCUGCUCUGACACGGAUUCACCAAGCGUUGGAUUAUUUACCCGCUAGUAGAAGACGUGAGCUGGGAUUAGACCCUCGUGAGACAGGUUAGUUUCACCCUAUUGAUGUGUUGUGUUUAACAAAUCUUUCUGUGUAACGUCUUUCUGUGCACUAAAUAUCCCAUUUGACAUGUUUAUAUAUUUCUAAAGUGUAACGAUUGAGUGUAGUUGCUGUGUGAUAAGUUUAAUGUUGUUUGUAAGAUAAAGAGCUGGCUGGUAAACACGGACUCGUGCGCGCCACAAUGUCACUUUAUGAUGUGGAUUUGUGGUUUGAAAUCUGUUUUUUCUUUUAAAUUUAGUGGGUGUGGCUUAUACACACGAAUACAAUCAAUAAUGUUAUUGUCAUGCACUACAGAGCAUGAAAUCCAAAUCCCUUCCUCUUACAAGUAAGUGAACAUUUGAAUAUUUUCAAACUGCUGAUCUCUUUACAAAGACAAGGUCCAUUCAAGUCAAAAAAUGAAUUUAAAAACAUGCAAAAGUGUAUUUUUUGGGGUUGUUAAAUGUCACCCAACAGCUUUCAGCAUUUUAUUAAGACACAACUGUCAAAUAGCGCAUCUUCAAGAAUCAGAAAAACACCACAUUUGAUUCUGACAGAGGAAGAAUAUACUGUAACAAUAAUGCUGCAUGUUUGCUCAAAGAAAAUAAAGUAUUAUUUGAAAUAGUGCUGCGCCUGUCAUGGUCUGUGUCGGCGCUCUGCUACUGCCUGUCUGCC
Dunckerocampus dactyliophorus (ringed pipefish) is the source of this 5881-nucleotide messenger RNA. RefSeq names its product muscular LMNA-interacting protein (gene mlip). Gene Ontology annotation, molecular function: transcription corepressor activity; lamin binding. Bases 416 to 2749 code for a protein of 777 amino acids. The record is from RefSeq and is a predicted model, not a curated record. Gene Ontology annotation, cellular component: PML body; nuclear envelope; sarcolemma. NCBI's taxonomy places the organism in Eukaryota, Metazoa, Chordata, Actinopteri, Syngnathiformes, Syngnathidae. Gene Ontology annotation, biological process: negative regulation of transcription by RNA polymerase II. The transcript has 12 exons.